Molecule: messenger RNA, 1616 nt
Organism: Cucurbita moschata (crookneck pumpkin)
Lineage: Eukaryota; Viridiplantae; Streptophyta; Magnoliopsida; Cucurbitales; Cucurbitaceae
Exons: 6
Coding region: 69-722 (217 amino acids)
Source: RefSeq, a predicted model, not a curated record
GCUCCAUCAUCUCCAUUGGCGCCAAAGAUUAAGUUUAGAAGUUCCGGAACUUUUCCCGCGGUAUCAAGAUGGAGAAAAGGACGAAAGAAUACCAAACUCCUCUGAGAGAUCAAGCUGCGAAUCGUAGAUCAAAGAAGCCUCUGAAGAUCACCAAGAGUUUGACUGCCACAUUUUCAUCAUUUUGCGACGAUAAAAUCCAGCCAAUUUUGAAGGAAGACUUUUCUCCGAUUUCCGUUGUCUCAAACAUCAGUCAAAUUCCUGAUAUCGACAGUAGUUUCUUGCAAGAUGUCAAUCCAGCUCUUUCAGUUUCCUGCGAGAGCUCGCUUUUCCCCGAACUUUCUCCAUCUUCAGUUGUUACUUUUGACAAUAAGCAGCUUGACAAGGUUCCAGUUAAUUUUGGUGGAUCUAAUAAUUUAGAUGAAGCAAGCGCGGGUUCAGUGGAGGCGGAGAUUGCCGUGAAUUACUUAAGGCGUGCUCUUAGUCAAGUCUUGCAAUCGACGGAUGUUGAUCAUCAGUCUAAGAAGCUGAUAGAUGCAUCCGUGAGGAUCAUUGUGGACGAAUUUCUCGCCAUACCUCAAGAGAGAGACCUGAUUACUCGGCUUAUUUCUUCCAAAAGUCAUGUUCUGUCUCUAGGUUUAUUCCUAUGGAUCAUCGUCUUGGUAUUGGCUUUCUUUUCUGGUUCGGGAGUCGAGAACUGUUUCAUUGGUCCACUGCCAACUUAAACUUGCGAAGAUACUCCUUGAUCUAACAUUAGAGGUUAGAUCUUAAUCGAUUUUUUUUCAUGACAGGUAUAUAUGCCUUCUUAUACUUCGAUACCUUUGAAUUGGACUGUUUCAUCUUCUUACAUUAGAAACCUGCUGAACCGUGAAAGUUUGUUGUCAAAAGUUAACCGUACAUUAGCCUCGCAUUUGGCAUACUAUGAUUUAAUGUUUGAUAUUUUCAUAAACCUGUGGGUGAACAUAUGGUCUUCAUUUUUUUUUAAUCCUUUACGCGUUAUGAUUUACUGGCAUAACUGCUUAUUAGUCAGUCUUCACUCUCUUAUUUAACUGAAGCGAAUAUUUAAGUGUGUUUUCAUUUCCAUAAGUUAUAUUCUGCGCGACGAAAUCAGGACAGAUUCUUUUGAAUUCGAAACUACGACGACAUGACUGAGGGAAGAUCCAAACUGCUCUGAAUUCUUGAAGAUCUAGUUGCAGUGAUGAAGAGUCGGGUCUGAUUUGCUAUUCAACAACGAUUUAUGGUAAACAGAAAGAUUGCUUAUUUCAAUAAAUGUGAAGGCAAAUGACAACCAGCCAGUGGCGUCCUGACCACCAGCCUUUUUUCUGAUGACCCGCAUGCAUGCAGCUGCCAGUAAAGAACCUAAAGCUAACUUGUGGUACAUGGGAAUGGACGUGUACGGACAAAAAGAUUCACUACAGCUUUAAAUGCAAUACAUUGAAGACUCAGAUGGCAAAGAAAAUUCAGACGGAACUGGGUGGGGCUUAAAGUCAACCAUGUGGAAAUGCGUUUUCCCCGAUUGAUUGAUUGAUGGAUGCAUUGAGUAUCCAUCCAAAGUUUGUAAGUCUGUUCAUCGCACGCGUGUACAUUUUGCAUUGGACGCCGCUAGUUCAUACCUAUCA